GCGCGUCCGGCAAUGUGUCCCACGGCCCGGGCGUAGCCGCUGCGCGUGCGCGGAACCGCGGGGCCAUGAGCGAAGCCGGAGGCGGCCGGGGCUGUGGGUCCCUGGCCCCUCAGCGAGCGCCCUGGAGCCUGGUGGUGACGGCGGCCGUGCUCUGCCUGGUGACGGCCACGUCCGUGUGGACGGCGGGGGCCGCGCCCAUGACUAGGGAGGAGAAACAGAGGCUCGGGAAUCAAGUACUGGAAAUGUUUGAUCAUGCUUAUGGCAACUAUAUGGAUCAUGCUUACCCAGCUGAUGAACUCAUGCCUUUAACCUGCAGAGGUCGAAUUAGAGGCGAGGAGCCAAGUCGGGGUGAUGUUGACGAUGCCUUGGGAAAAUUUUCCCUGACACUGAUUGAUUCUUUGGACACUCUUGUGGUAUUAAAUAAAACUAAAGAAUUUGAAGAUGCAGUGAAAAAAGUUUUAAGAGAUGUUAAUUUAGAUAAUGAUGUAGUUGUAUCAGUCUUUGAAACAAACAUCAGAGUUCUUGGGGGUCUUCUGGGUGGACACUCAUUGGCAAUCAUGCUGAAAGAAAAGGGCGAGUACAUGCAAUGGUACAAUGAUGAACUUCUGCAAAUGGCAAAGCAAUUGGGUUACAAGCUUUUACCAGCUUUUAAUACUACCAGUGGCCUUCCUUAUCCAAGAAUUAAUUUAAAGUUUGGUAUCAGAAAACCAGAAGCUCGGACAGGAACUGAGACCGAUACCUGUACAGCAUGUGCAGGUACCUUGAUCCUUGAGUUUGCUGCUUUAAGUCGAUUCACAGGAGCAACAAUAUUUGAGGAAUAUGCAAGAAAAGCUCUUGAUUUUCUCUGGGAAAAAAGACAGCGAAGUAGUAAUUUAGUAGGUGUGACCAUAAACAUCCAUACAGGAGAUUGGGUGCGAAAAGAUAGUGGAGUUGGAGCUGGCAUUGAUUCCUAUUAUGAAUAUCUGUUGAAAGCUUAUGUCUUGCUUGGAGAUGACAGUUUUCUGGAAAGAUUUAAUACACACUAUGAUGCCAUCAUGCGGUACAUCAGCCAGCCCCCUCUGCUACUCGAUGUGCAUAUCCAUAAGCCAAUGCUGAAUGCUCGGACUUGGAUGGAUGCUUUGCUUGCUUUUUUUCCAGGUCUGCAGGUCUUAAAAGGAGAUAUUAGACCUGCUAUUGAAACUCAUGAAAUGUUAUAUCAAGUGAUUAAAAAACACAAUUUUCUACCAGAGGCAUUUACCACAGAUUUUAGGGUACAUUGGGCUCAACAUCCUUUAAGACCGGAAUUUGCAGAAAGUACCUACUUCUUGUAUAAAGCUACAGGAGACCCUUACUACCUUGAAGUAGGGAAAACACUUAUUGAAAACUUAAAUAAAUAUGCUCGAGUGCCUUGCGGAUUCGCUGCCAUGAAGGAUGUUCGCACUGGAAGUCACGAGGACAGAAUGGAUUCUUUCUUCUUGGCUGAAAUGUUUAAAUAUCUUUACCUGUUAUUUGCGGAUAAAGAAGAUAUUAUUUUUGACAUAGAAGAUUACAUAUUCACAACAGAAGCUCAUCUGUUACCUCUCUGGCUCUCUACUACAAAUCAAAGCAUCUCUAAGAAGAGCACAACUUCAGAAUAUAUAGAACUGGAUGACAGUAAUUUUGAUUGGACUUGUCCAAAUACUCAGAUUCUCUUCCCUAAUGAUCCAUUGUAUGCUCAGAGCAUUCGUGAACCCUUGAAAAAUGUGGUGGAUAAGAGCUGUCCUAGAGGCGUCAUCAGAGUAGAGGAGAGUUUCAGGAGUGGAGCUAAACCCCCGCUGAGAGCCAGAGAUUUCAUGGCCACUAACCCUGAGCAUUUAGAAAUCUUGAAGAAGAUGGGGGUGAGUUUGAUUCACCUCAAAGAUGGGAGAGUCCAGUUGGUUCAACAUGCAAUCCAAGCUGCUAGUUCAAUUGAUGCUGAAGAUGGGUUGAGGUUUAUGCAGGAGAUGAUUGAAUUGUCAAGUCAGCAACAGAAAGAACAGCAGCUACCGCCCCGAGCUGUACAAAUUGUUUCCCACCCAUUUUUUGGCAGGGUAGUAUUGACUGCCGGACCAGCUCAGUUUGGGCUAGAUCUGUCUAAACAUAAAGAGACAAGAGGAUUUGUUGCAUGCAGUAAACCAUACAAUGGUUGUUCAGCGCUUACUAACCCCGAGGCAGUGAUGGGAAAAAUUGCUUUGCUACAAAGAGGACAGUGCAUGUUUGCAGAAAAGGCACACAACAUCCAGAAUGCUGGAGCCAUCGGUGGCAUUGUCAUUGAUGACAAUGAGGGAAGCAGCAGUGAUACUGCCCCUCUGUUCCAGAUGGCAGGUGACGGAAAGGACACAGAUGACAUCAAGAUCCCCAUGCUGUUCCUAUUCAGUAAAGAAGGAAGUAUCAUAUUGGAUGCUAUCCGGGAAUACGAGGAGGUGGAAGUGCUCCUUUCUGACAAAGCAAAAGACCGAGAUCCUGAAACGGAAAGUGAGCCUCAGAGUGCUGAUCAGACCACAGCAGGCUCUCAGGAGGUGGAUGGAGAGUCUCCGGAGGACAGCUCUCUGAACUCUCACUCGGAAUCAUCAACUACUGACGAUGCCGCUGCAAGCGCUUCUCCCUCCCAUCAGAAAAUUGGGCUUGCAGGCUUUGAGACUGAGUGUACAUAUUUCGAUGAAGAUGAAGACCAGUCAGAAACUGAGGAAGAUUCCAAUCCCAACGUCAGCUGGGAUCAAGACGACCAGCCCCUACAUCCCAUAGUAGCAGACUGGAAUGAAGAUAUGAAAGCAAUUAAAAUGCUGAAGAAGGCAUUGAUGAAGAAGAAAAUAGUGAUUAAGAAGGGCGAACUAUGACUCACUGAAGAAUCCGGUGGUAGGUAUUUAACAAGAGUAGGUAAACUGUGGUUAAUGGACACCCUCAUACUAAGCAGGCUCUCCAGCGGGAGGCUUUAGUAUGUGACGAGAAACCGCGUUCUGACUGGGAUAGUUGGUUAU
Molecule: messenger RNA, 2975 nt
Organism: Eptesicus fuscus (big brown bat)
Lineage: Eukaryota; Metazoa; Chordata; Mammalia; Chiroptera; Vespertilionidae
Product: ER degradation-enhancing alpha-mannosidase-like protein 3
Exons: 2
Coding region: 66-2834 (922 amino acids)
Biological process (GO): carbohydrate metabolic process; endoplasmic reticulum mannose trimming; mannose trimming involved in glycoprotein ERAD pathway
Cellular component (GO): endoplasmic reticulum; membrane
Molecular function (GO): mannosyl-oligosaccharide 1,2-alpha-mannosidase activity; calcium ion binding
Source: RefSeq, a predicted model, not a curated record